Messenger RNA from Nothoprocta perdicaria, 3145 nucleotides. RefSeq names its product zinc finger CCCH-type containing 12C (gene ZC3H12C). Gene Ontology annotation, cellular component: nucleus; cytoplasmic ribonucleoprotein granule. Bases 1 to 2871 code for a protein of 956 amino acids. Lineage: Eukaryota; Metazoa; Chordata; Aves; Tinamiformes; Tinamidae. The transcript has 7 exons. The record is from RefSeq and is a predicted model, not a curated record. Gene Ontology annotation, molecular function: mRNA binding; RNA endonuclease activity; metal ion binding.
AUGACUGUCGCAGUAGACUUCUGUAGGGCGUUAGUCACUGAGUGUUCUGGUAGUUUUGCCUUGUCGUCUCAAUAUGGUUUGGUGAAACUAUUUACUGCUCAGUUUUAUACCUGUGUGCAGCUGAAAAUAUCCUGUGAUUUGAAACAAGACAACUGGCAGACUAAAGUGAAAUUAAGAACUUGUUUAGGCCAGAUCAGUUCUCAGCAAUCACCUCUUCUUGAUAAAGAAUACGGAACACUUUAUAUUCAGGAAUACAAGAAGAACGGCAAAGUGGAGUCAAGUACAUGCAGCAGCUUCAUGGGCUUGAAGGAUCAUCUGGGGCAUGAUCUAGGCCAUCUUUAUGUGGGGAGCACUGGCACACAAAUAAAUGCAAUUGCACCUUGGUCAGUGGUGGAGAAGCCAACGAUGGAUAAGGUUAAUUCUAGGAAGGAAGAUACAGACAAGGAGGCAUCCGAAGAAACAUCUGGAAGCUCCAGCUGUGACUCUGAAGAAAGCACAAAUUCUGAUAAUGAGUCGGAGAGACUGAUUAAUAUUGCAUCAGAAUCGCACUUACUGCCUACGACUCACCGACAGCUAUGCCGAUCUCCUUGCUUAGAGCCUCAUAUAUUAAAAAGAAAUGAAAUUUUGCAAGACUUGAGGAUAGAAGAGGCUCAGAUAGUACCUAAGGAAGUCAAAAAGCCCCCUGAUGUGGUGAAAGAAUAUCAAACCAAACUGGAGUUUGCACUUAAGCUGGGUUACUCAGAAGAACAGGUUCAACUUGUGCUAAAUAAACUUGGUACCGAUGCUUUAAUAAACGAUAUUUUGGGAGAACUUGUCAAACUUGGAAAUAAAACUGAGACUGACCAGCCUGUAAGUAAUGCUAACACUAGUGUAAUGCGUGAAGCGUCUUCCAUAGAGUCUCAGAGGUCAGAGUCUCCACUGCAGGAGGAUGUGGCAGAGGACGGUGACAACCUGAGGCCAAUAGUUAUUGAUGGCAGCAAUGUGGCAAUGAGCCACGGGAACAAAGAAGUGUUUUCUUGCCGAGGAAUAAAAUUGGCCGUUGACUGGUUUUUGGAAAGAGGCCACAAGGAUGUUACAGUGUUUGUGCCAGCGUGGAGGAAAGAGCAGUCGAGACCUGAUGCUCUUAUCACAGACCAAGAAAUCUUGCGGAAAUUAGAGAAGGAGAAGAUCCUCGUGUUCACGCCGUCGCGUCGCGUGCAAGGCAGAAGGGUGGUCUGCUACGAUGACCGAUUCAUCGUCAAGCUGGCUUUCGAGUCCGAUGGCAUCAUUGUUUCCAACGACAACUACAGGGAUCUAGCUAAUGAGAAGCCAGAAUGGAAGAAGUUCAUAGAUGAACGUUUGCUGAUGUAUUCAUUUGUUAAUGACAAAUUUAUGCCUCCUGAUGAUCCUCUUGGCCGCCACGGCCCAAGUCUGGACAAUUUUCUUAGAAAGAAGCCUAUUGUACCAGAACAUAAGAAGCAGCCAUGUCCAUAUGGGAAGAAAUGUACCUAUGGACACAAAUGCAAAUACUAUCAUCCAGAAAGAGGAAAUCAGCCUCAGCGAUCCGUAGCUGAUGAACUUCGUGCCAUGUCUAGAAGCACAGCUGCCAAAACGACGAGUGAAGGAGGCCUGGUGAAAAGCAAUAGUGUCCCCUGCAGCACUAAGAGUGAUGGUGCUUCCGAGCUGAAGCGCGCUGCUCCAAAGAGGCAAUCGGAUCCUAGUAUAAGGACUCAAGUCUAUCAGGACUUGGAGGAAAAGCUUCCCACCAAAAACAAGUUGGAAACCAGGUCUGUACCUUCUUUAGUUAGUCUACCCAGUUCCUCUGCUGCAAAACCCCAAAGUCCUGCGCCUUUAGUCAACGGCCUUCCAUCYGGAGUGCACUUCCCACCUCAGGAUCAAAGAGCACAGGGACAGUAUCCCACAGUGAUGAUGGCAACCAAAAAUCACGGAACACCAAUGCCUUAUGACCAGUACCCCAAAUGUGAGUCUCCCGUGGACGUAGGGUAUUACUCUAUGCUGAAUGCCUAUUCAAACCUAAGCAUAUCUGCUCCACGUAGCCCCGAGASGCGCUUCUCCUUGGACACAGAUUACAGGAUUAGCUCCGUAGCCUCUGACUGCAGCAGUGAAGGGAGCGUGAGCUGUGGUAGCAGUGACUCCUACGUGGGCUACAGCGACCGCUCCUACGUGAGCUCCCCCGACCCCCAGCUGGAAGAGAACUUGAAGUGCCAGCACAUGCACCCCCACGGGCGCCUUAACUCCCAGCCCUUCUUACAGAGCUACCACGAGCCUCUAACACGCGUGCAGAGCUACAGCCACGAAGAACCAAAGCCCCACCACAAACCUCCCGUCCCGUACCUGGCCGUGCACCUGCAGCACCCGGCCGUCGGGGCCCGUGCCAGCUGCCCCAGCGACUACCCCGCGGCGCAGAGCGCGGCGCACUCCAAGCCCAUGCACCUGGGCAGAGCCCUGGUGGCCACRCGGAUCGACAGCGUUUCCGAUUCCCGCUUGUAUGACAGCUCCCCGGCGCGGCACAGGAAGCCUUAUUCCGGCCAGGAGGCGCUGGGGAGCUGGGAGAGGGCAGGUUACGGCGCGGACACGUACGGCUACCGGCAGCCCUACUCCCUGCCCAGCAACCCCACGCAGCCCUGCUACGAGCAGUUCGCCUUCCAGAGCCUGCCGGAGCAGCAGGAGCAGCCCUGGCGCGUGCCCUACUGCGGGCUGCCCCCGGAGCCGCCGAGGCCCCACGACACGCGGGAGAAGGUCUACGUCAACCUGUGCAACAUCUUCCCGCCCGACCUGGUGCGCGUCGUCAUGAAGAAGAACCCGCACGUGACGGACGCCCAGCAGCUGGCGGCGGCCAUCCUGGUGGAGAAAUCCCAGCUGGGCUACUGAGGCGUGUGGCAUCUCGGCCGCGKCCGCGUCCGGCAGGUUUCCGUUCAGCUCCGAGGCUGAGGGAGGUUUGCUACAAUAGCAUUUGGGAUCUCCUCCUCGGCGAGGAGGUCUUCUAGUAAUCCGUUUAUGUGAAAUACUGCCCAUGGAGUGUGCGCGUGGAGCCCCACGCGGCGCAAGGAACCCAUGAGUUUUGUGGUCCGCUCGGAAGUUUUUUAAACGGCUAUAUUCAUGGCUGCAGAAUGUCCCAGUUUUAAGUUAAUAUACAUAUAUAUAU